CACAUAACAUUCUAAAACUUCUCUUGACAAAGGGUUUAAUACGAGCAUGUCACCUAGACCGCGCGGUCGGCGGUGUCGGCGCGCCCGUGGAUGGAUGGCCUCUGACAGGGGACACAGGAGUACUGAACUUCAAGCAACCAGGCAUGCCCCCUCACACUGCAUGUGGCGGAGCGCUUUCCCUUCACAGUGGCAAGCGUCCCACACACAGCCCGCCAUCGCUCUGCGGCAACAUCACACGCACACGAUUAUUACACGACUGGACGACCUUUCUCACUUGCGGUCCCCACCUGUCAAGUACCGGCACUCGCCCAGCUUCUGCUGUCGUGUCGGGCCAGCUUCCGCCCGUUCCCGGCGCUUGGAUCCGCCGUCGUUGGAGUCGCCGCCGCUGCUGCAAACCCGCCGUGCAUUGCUGUGCGCAGCCGCAAGCCUGAGCACCAGUGUCAUCGACUUGAGCAGCAGCAGCAGCAGCAGCACCAGCAGCAGCAGCAGCAGCAGCAGCACCAGCAGUGGCCGCGGUGCCCCUAGCUCGGCCGCUGCCUCGGAGGCGGCGCGGGCUCAUCAGUCACAAAUGACAUCCAGCACGGCAGCAACACGCGCGGAGGCGGACCCAGCGGAGACGGUGGUGGUCACCGCGGCCACCACCGCUGCAGAUGCAACUUGGGCGCACCGGCAGCGGGUGGGCUCAGAGCUGCGCCAACGGCGCCACCCGCACCACCACCACUGCAAAAUAGGGCGCGAUGCAGCAUGCGGCGACUCAAGGGGCAGCCGCCACACUAGGAGCAUCGACACCAGCAGCGGCAGCGGCAGCGGCAGCGGCGUGCUAUUCCUCCAGGGCUGCAUAAUUAAGCAGCAAGUGAGUGCAGCAGCCGCAGCGGCAGUGGGGCCGCGUCUGGUGGCGCUGCUGGCAGCACCCCAGCUGCCUGCCGGCACCGGCGGUGUGUGCACGGUGCGGCGUGGGCAGCGAGCUCGGCGGUAUCUGGCGCUGGUGUUGAUGCUGGCGCUGAUGCUGGCGACUGGGUGCGCCGUGGGCACAAUGCCGCCGUCACGCGCCGCCGCCGCCGCCGCCGCUACAGCCGCAGCAGAUGCCAACGGCAUGGACGACAUCAGUACGGCAGUGGGUCCGGCGGCGGCACGGCCACAUGGCGGCGGCCUGCUGAGUCAGCCGUUCGUGGCGCGAGUGGCGGCGCCCGGGGCUGGCGGCGCCGUCGCCACGUCGUCGUCUGCAUUGCUGCCGGACGCCGCCGGUGGUGCUUCAGAGGAGGGGGAGCAGAUGGCGGAGGAGGCGCAUGCCCCGCACCACCAUAACAACAACAACAAUAGCCCGCGGCACUCACAGCAGGCACAGCAUGCAAGCAUGGGCGCACAGCAAGCGGCUGCUGCAGUAGCACCACACGGCUCUCAAGCGACGGAAGAAGCGGCGGCGGAGGCGAGCAGCAGCGGCAGCAGCGCUUCCGCCGAGCAUAUGCGGCGGCGCGGUUUGCAGGGCGCAGCAGGCAGCAGCAGCAACAUCUGGCGGGCACACGGUGUCGCCGGGGCAGGAAAAGGACAGGGCCCGCAAAUCGCUGGCAGAAACAGCGCCAGCAGCGGAGUGCAGCACCAGCAACACCGCCGCAACCUGCAGAACCAGCAGCCUCCAGGCAAGCCGAAAACCAAGUCUGCAGGCGGCGGCAGCAGCAGCAGCAGUGGCAAUAACAGUGGCGCCGCUGCUGGUGGCGACAGCGGCAACGCCGGCGGCGUGGGCCCAGCGGCGGCGGUGGCACCCCGCUGCAGUGCGGCGGCGCCGCUGCAGCUGCCGGCGGCGUUCCGGCAGCAGCAGGGCUUGCAGAGCUGCCCUCUGGUGGUGGGGUACCUGGUGAAGCAGGGCACCGCCAGGACCGACCCAGCCGCCGCCGCAGCCGCCAUCGCCGCCUCCAUUCAGAGCGCCGGCGGCGCCGCCGGCGGCGGCGGUGGUGGUGACGGCAGCGCGGGUGGCGGCGGUGGCGGCAGCGCACGCCGGCUGCAUGGCGUCGAUGACAGCGGCACCAAAGGCAGCGGGGGCGGGGACGGAGGCGGAGGCGGAGGCGGCGGUGGGGGCGACGGUUCCGGAGGCGAUGCUGGGCCGGCGGGUGGGAGUGGCGCUGACAUGGGCGGCAGUGGGUCCCAGGCCGGGGGUGGCGAGGGGGACGACGACUCGCCUCUGUGCGCCACUGCGGCCAUCAUCAAUAACGGCCGGGCGGUCAUGUACGGCUGGCAGCUGGUGUGGCGCUUCGCCGACCCGCGCGCUUUCAGUGCGGGCGACGUGCGCGGCGCAGUGCUGGUCACCGGGGGCGACGGCUCCCCAGUGCGGGUGGUGAACUCGGCGGAGGCCGCCACCAUCCCGGCCGCCGGCGGCGCCGCCAACUUCUCCCUGGCUCUGGCGCCCAACACCUCCGCCGGCCCCGGCUGGCGGCGGGCCGACACGCUGGAGUGGUCGGCUGUGUUCGUGAACGGGCAGCGCUGCGUGCAGCUGCCUAGCAGCUCCCUGGGGCUGCCGGGGUGCGGCCUGCCGUACAGCCAGCUGGCGGCGGAUCCGGCGGCCGCGGAUCCGGUUUUGGAUCCAGCAGGAAUGGAUCCAGGUGAAUCAGCCAUCAACACCUCGACGCGACCGAGCUUCCCGCCGCAAGCGAUGGCGCCGCCGCCGCCGCCAUCCGAUCUGGCCUGUGCCUCCGUCUUCUGCUGCGGCGACCUUGAUGGGGGAGGCGAGCCCGAGGCAGCCAGCGGCACAGGCGGCAGUAGCACCUACGGCAGUGGUAUAAGCAGUGGCAGCGCUGGCGGCGGCGGGCCAGCUACUGCGGAAACGGCACCGCCGCCGCCGCCUGCCCCUGACGCCAUCACUGCACUCAGCACCGCGCUGACUCAGCUCACACGAAUGGUGGCGGCGCUAACGCCCGCGCCGCCGCUGCCGCCUGGCGGCGGCGGCAGCAGUAGCAGCAGUAGCAGCGGCAGUAGCACUGGAGGCGGCAGUAGCAGCCCAGUGCUGACGCCGGAUGUGGUUGCACGGCUGCACGAGCUGCUUACGGCGGCGGCGGCGGGCGCUGACGUGUCAGUCGACCUGUUGGCCACCCUGCAGGAGAUCGCACAGCAGGGCGGUUUCAACGCGUACGACAGCAAAAGCCUUAGUAACCCCGGCGGCGGCGGCGGUCUGACUGUCAACACAACGGUCAAUGCCAGUAGCGGCAGCAGCGGUGCCACGAACCUGACCGCAGUGCUGCAACAGCUUCGGGACGCGAUCACGGCCCGCCAGGCAGCGCUACAACCGCCGCCGCCGCCGCCAGCCCCGCCACUGACCCCGCCGCCGCCGCCGCCAGCUGCUGCAUCGCUGCCGUCGCCUUCCGUGGGCGCCUCAGAUGGGCCGCCGGAUGCAGGCAUGGCGCCGGGUGGCGUCGGCGGCAGCGGCAGUGAUGGUGCCGCCGGUGGCGGCCACAACGACGGCGGUCCAGCCCACUCCGACGGCAGCGGUGGCGGUGACGGUGGUGGUGAUCCGUCGAGCACGUCUGCAGCGCCUGGGGUUGGCGGCGGCGGUGCCAGUAGCGCGGCACAGGCAGUGAUACCCAAGCCGCUGCCGCGCCCGGACAUAACACCGCCGACGUCGUCGCAGCAAGCAGACGGCAAGGACACACCUGACAGCAGCGGCGGCGGCGGUAGUGCUGAUGCCGCGGCGACGGCGGCUGCGGCUACGGUCGCGGCCGUGGCGGCAGCGGCGGCAGCACCAGCCGCUGCCGCGGGAGGCGACAGCAGCGGUGGGGGUGGCGGGGGUGAGGGUCAAGCUGUCAGCCGCCCUGGCAGGAAGAGCGGCGGCGGUGUUAUUGUCGGCGGGUCGGCAGCGGCGGGCGCGCUGGUGUUGCUGGCGGUGGCCCUGACGGCAACACUGAUGUUCAGGCGGCGCCGACGCCUGCAGCAGCAACAUCUGCUGAAGCAGCAACAGCAACAACGGGUAAUGGCAGAAGGCGGCUGCAAGCCGCCCACCGCCACCGCCACAGGCAACGCUGACGGCAACGACGGUGAUGGGAACGGUGCGACCACCGCAAUAUACGCGGCCGCCGCCGGCACGGCCGCCGCCGCCUCUCGGUGCCUAGCCCGCACCGGCUCCGGCACCUCCGCCACAGGCGAACAGACUUGGCGCCGUGACCCUCUGCUGCCCGUCCCGCCGUCCGCGUUUGCCAGUAGACGCCAGCCAGUGCUAGACGGCAUUGUGGAGCUCGAGUCUCCUGUGCAGGCCGCAAACGCCGGCGCCACUCCCGCUGCUGCUAAUGGCGGCUUCAGCAAGGGUGCUGACCGCGGCGGCGGCGGCAGCAUCGUCGGCGGCGGCGGUAUCGGCGUCAGCGGUGUCGUCGUCGGCGUCGGCGGCGGCGGGCAAGCUCUCCGCAGGGCCUCGGGUGCUAGCGGUAGCGGCAGUAGCGCAGUUGUGAGGGAGGUCGACGUGCGGCGGUCUUGCUCGCCACCGCUGUCGCUGUCGUCGCUGCAGUGGCACAAGGCCAAGCGAGUAGACAGCGGCGGCAGGCCGCAGCCGCCGCAGUCGCACAUGGCUGGCGGCGGCGCCUUGGUGGCAGAGUCCCGUGGGCCGCCGGUGCUGCUGCCAUCUCAAGGGUCGUUGGGACAGUACGGCUUUGGCGGCGGUAAUGGAGGUGUGGGCGGCGGCGGUGUGUUGGGUGAGGUCCGCUCUGCGGGCUGCAGCAGCGGCGGCGGAGGCAGCAGGGGCCGCAGCAGCGGCGGCGGCGGCGGCGUGACGGGCGGCGGCGGCGGCGGCGGCGCCACGGGCAGUGUGGUGCAGGUGCUGCUCGCCUCGAGCUCCUCGCUGCCGCAGAUGCUGAUGGCGCCGCCGCCGCCGGCUGCCACCGCCGCCGCCGGUACGGCAGGCGGUGCCUACGGCAGUGGCGUUGCUUACCGGGUGGAUGCCUGGCCUGGCGGCGGCGGCGGCAGCGGGUUGGCGGCGGCGGUGGCGGCGGCACAGGUGCCGUCGCUGCACCCGCUGCAGCGGGCCUUGUACGGGCCCUCUGCCGGCUCCUGGCCACCUCGCUGGCUGGUGCCUGCUGGCGGUGUUGGCAGCAUGGGCGCGGGCAACAGCAGCAGCAGCGGCAGCGGCGGCGGCGGCAGCGGCGGCGGCAGUGGCGCCGCCGCCGCCGCCGCCGGCGGUCCAGCAGGCGGAGUGCACGGGCUGACCCUGGGGGCGCUGCUAGGGGUGCGCCGCAUGCCCUACAUGACCACAGCAGCCGCUGCAGGGCCGAGCUGUCGGCCGAAGGCGCAGCGGGUUGCUGCGGCUGGAGCAGCAGUCGCCCAUGGCGAGGACGAGGAAGGGGAGGAGGAGGAUGGGCACGAUCAGGAGGGCGAGGAGGUGGCUGGGGCCCGCGGCGGCGUGGCGACUGGCGGCCGCGGCAGUGGCAGUGGCAGUGGCAGUGGCAGUGGCAGUGGGUGGACAGCGGUGCCUUCAGCGUCGCCGGCUGUUUGUCUGGAUGAGGGCGAUGGAGAGGCGGAGAGUGACGCACUGCCGCAACAUCUGAGCGGCAUCUCCGCGGGGGGAACAGGCGGUGCAGGGGUCAGCACUGGUGCCGCUGCUGCUGUGGCUGCUGCGGGCUCGGGGCCAGCAGGCGCGGUGCAAAAGUUGUCGCCAUCGCGCAUGUGGCAGUCACACCAGCACCACCAACAGCACCACCAACAGCACCAACAGCACCAACGGCCGCUGCUGCCGCUGCUGCCACGUCAUGCAACGCACGCGGCGUUCCUUGGCCGGGCCCGAAGCGACGCCGCCGCCCUGGUCCCCCCACACACCCUGUAUCAUCCCGCCGCCUCCACCUCCAACAGCACCACCACCACAACCACAGCCGUCGGGCCAGGACUUCCAAGUGCCGGAGCCAGUGCCGGUGCCAGUCCCGGCACUCACAGCCUCGGCGGUCGCAACCCGCACGUCCGUCCGCACGCUGCUGUGUCUUCAUCCGCGUCGGGCCGGCCAGCUGCAGCAGCAGCGGUAGCUGCAGGCGCCGGGCGGCUACUGCCAAGCACGGCCGCGGCUGCUACAGCCAGCCGUGCAGAUGGUCGCUGCAACGGUGGCGGCGGGCGGCUGCAGCCGAGCCGCUCAUCUCCGGCGCAGCUGCUGGGGCGGCUGGCACUGCUGGCGGCGACGUCAUCCGUGGGCGUGGUCGGGAGCUUGGCCGGUGCCGCUGACGGGGUGGCAGCGCCAGCGGCUACUGCCGCCACGCGUCGCAGUCGCCCGCAGUCGCACACACCCGACGCGGACAUGCAUACGGGAGCCGAUGUGGCAGCGGAGGCGGAGGCCGAGACAGAUGUGGCGGCAGAGGCGGCGGAGGCGGCGGAGGUGGAGGCGGUGGAGGCGGCGGAGCGUGGCACGUGUCGGAGGAUGGCGCCGCGCCCAGCACUCUUGGAGGGUCUUGGUCCGCCGGAGUCUGCCAGCGAGGCCGCCGCUGCUUCUACCGGUCUCCACGCCCAGUCACCAGCAACUUGGCAGCAAGGCCAGUCACGACUGUCGCCGCCACAACCAGCAGCAGCCUUCGCUCCGUCGACCAGCGCCCGAUAUUCGGUCGGCGCCGCCAGCACCCUCGGCGGCGGCGGCGGCAGCACGCGUGUGGGUGCUACUGCCACGGCAGCAGCCGGCGGUUGCGGCAGUAGCAGCACGCGCGAUGCCAUGGCUGUGUCCCUUGCGCCCACUUCGCUCUUUAGUGCCAGUGUGCUUAGCAGCGGCAGCUACGCCACAAGCAGCAUCGCCGCCGCCGCCGCCACAGCUGCGAGCCGCCGGCCGCCGGUGGCGGCUGAGGUGGCGGCUGCCGCCGCCACUGGCAGCCCACCCAUGAAGGCGGCAGUAGCAGGUGUGCAGCAGCCGGCGGCGGCGGCGGCUGUAGCUGGUCCACAAGGUGCUGCUGCUGCUGCGGGGGCUGCUAGCGGCGCGCGGCCACGUGACUCGCCACGGGGGCUGGCCGCGCCAGCCGCCACCACAGCAAAAGCCGCUCGUUCCUCAGCCGCGGCCGGAGCCGCCAUGCCACCCAACCCACCUCCAUCCACCAGCCCAACCGCCCCAACCGUCCCAACCGUCCCAACCACCCCAGCCGCCGCCGCACCUACCCCGCACGGCCUGCCCGCCGCCGCCGCCUCCUGGGUGGCCAUCGACUUUGCUCGCGACGUGGUGUUGCAGCGGCGGCUGGGCAGCGGCGCACACGGCACUGUGUAUCAGGGGCUGUGGGUGGGGCGGCCCGUGGCUGUCAAGGUGGUGCCCCUGCUGGACGGCGACGGGGGUGCGGUGUGCCCACAGGCGCUGGAGAGCAUACGGCAGGAGGUGCAGGUCCUGAGCCGGCUCAGCCACCCACACAUCGUCCAGUUCUUCGGGGCCUGCCUGGCACCGCCACACGUGUGCAUCGUGGAGGAGCUGGCGGCCGCGGGCUCACUGCACCACCGGCUGCACGCGCGGCGCCGCGGCAGCAGCGUCAAGCUGCACCCGGCCAUGAGCUAUGGCGAGGUGCUUCAGCUGGGCCUGGACGUGUCCAGCGCCAUGUGCUACCUACACCCCCACGUGGUGCACAGGGACCUUAAGCCGCAGAACGUGUUGUUGGACGGGUCGGGUCGGGCCAAGGUGUGCGACUUCGGCAUCGCCAAGAUCAAGGACCGCACACUGCUGUCCACUCGCAACGCACACGCCGGCACACCCGCGUACAUGGCUCCUGAGCAGUUCGAGGGCCGCCCCGUGAGCGAGAAGGUGGACGUGUACGCGUUCGCCAUGACGCUGUACGAGUGCCUCACCGGCGAGCAGCCCUGGCGCGACCUGCAGAACCCCAUGCAGGUUAUCUUCGUGGUGGGGGUGCAGUGCCAGCGGCCGCCGCUGCCGCCCGCCUGCCCCGCCGGCCUGGCCGACCUGGUGUGCGCCUGCUGGGCCGACAGCCCGGAGGAGCGGCCGACCUUUGCGGCGGUGGUGGAGAGGCUGAGGCGGCUGCAGGCGGAGGCAGUGGAGGCAGAAGCGGAGGGGGAGGAGGGGAAGGAGGGCGAAGAGGGGGAGGAGGGGGAGGAGGGGGAAGAGGGGGAGGAGGGGGAGGCUGGGGGGCUGGGGUGCAGGAGGGAAUGAUGGGGUGGAGUGGGGCGCAGUGGCUGGGCGUGGAGGAGGUACCGCGCGAAGGUGCUGGCGUGGCGGCGGUUGGGGUGAUAUAGCCGCGUCUUAGGUCGGUGCUUGGAUGGGGGCUGUGGGCGGGUACGUGUUCCCUGGUAUGGCACCAUCAUUGU
Messenger RNA from Chlamydomonas reinhardtii, 8235 nucleotides. RefSeq lists its product as uncharacterized. Gene Ontology annotation, biological process: protein phosphorylation. Lineage: Eukaryota; Viridiplantae; Chlorophyta; Chlorophyceae; Chlamydomonadales; Chlamydomonadaceae. Bases 161 to 8080 code for a protein of 2639 amino acids. The transcript is spliced from 16 exons. Gene Ontology annotation, molecular function: ATP binding; protein serine/threonine kinase activity. Gene Ontology annotation, cellular component: cytoplasm. The record is from RefSeq and is a predicted model, not a curated record.